This is a messenger RNA of Trachymyrmex cornetzi, 3945 nucleotides long. RefSeq names its product fatty acid synthase-like. Gene Ontology annotation, molecular function: fatty acid synthase activity; oxidoreductase activity; phosphopantetheine binding. Lineage: Eukaryota; Metazoa; Arthropoda; Insecta; Hymenoptera; Formicidae. The record is from RefSeq and is a predicted model, not a curated record. Gene Ontology annotation, biological process: fatty acid biosynthetic process.
CGUGGAUACCAGUACAGAGGCUUAUUUCGUGGAUUAAAGAGUGCCUCUAUUUCGGGAACCCAAGGACAUAUCACUUGGAAAAGUAAUUGGGAAUCUUUUAUGGAUACUAUGUUACAAAUGAUAAUUAUCGGAUAUGAUACUAGGGAAUUAUGUGUUCCUACGGGUAUUAAAAAAUUAGUGAUCAAUCCAAUGCUUCAUCUUUCAAAGCUGCAGGAUAACAUAGAUAAUGCAGAAGUUACAACAGACAUGGAUAAAUUAUUACAGGUACGAGUAUACAAAAAGAUAGACACGAUAAAAGCUGUCGGAGUAGAGAUUCAAGGUCUGAAAGUUACUCAGAUCUCUCGCCGGAAAUUAGCUCAAGAUGUUGUUAUCGAGGAACAUACAUUUGUAGCUCAUUGUGAUCGCGCUAAGGUUUCCUUGAACGAAGCAAUUCGGUUAUCGGCUCAACUCGUACUGGAAGAUCAUCAAAUUAUCAAAGUGCAAGCCGUUGAGCUAGUGGAAGAUGUCGAUGAUGUUGAAUUAGAACAUCUCUCGUCUUCGUUAUUGCUUGAGGCAUUUGGUGAUAUACCACUGAUAGAAAUGAAUGUCACUCUAUUAACAUCAUCAAAUCGUUUCAAGCCAGAAGACUUACCGCAAAACUUCUCAAUCAAAGAUUUUGAAAAAUCAUCUUUGGAUGGCAAAGCUUUAAUUGUCGCUGGAUUCAACCUUUUGACCAAACAACACGCAUCAUUAAAGCAACUGUUGCCAUUUUUGAGAAAGGAUGGUUAUCUGUUGACUCGUGAGAAGUGCGACUUAAUUGAUUAUAAAAAAUAUUUGCAGCAAUACGAAUUAAAUGUUAUACUCGAAAAACGCACUGAUGAAGAACUAGUUAUGCUUUUGAAAAAAAAAGUUUUGAUAAAAGAAAGGACUAUAGUUUACAUAAGUAAUGAUAACUUUAAUUGGCUGGAGAAUCUAAAGUCGCUUUUGAGUGACGAAAACAAACUUGACAAGAAUAGUAGAAUUAUAAUUGUGGGAGAGAAAAAUUUUGAGUGCGGUUUAUUGGGUUUUAUUAACUGCUUGAGAAAAGAGCCAGGUAGUGAACUUGUUAGGAGUGUGCUCGUUCAAGAUGAGGAAGCUCCUAAAUUUUCUCUUCAAGACCCCGUUUACUUACAGCAAUUGCAGAAAGAUAUGACCAUUAAUGUAUUGCGACCUGAUAAAACCUGGGGAUCAUACAGAUAUUUAAAAUUACCACAACCGGAACCGAAACCUGUACUAACCGGCCAUGUCUGCCAAACGAUAUGCGGAAAGGUUUGUGGUGACUUGAAUUCAUUUCGUUGGAUAGAAAAUAAUUUAUCUGUCGUGUCUCGUCAUGAGGAUUUAGUGCACGUUGUUUACUCCUCUCUGAAUUUUAAAGAUGUAAUGCUCGCCACUGGUAAAUUAACAUCUCAAGAGGAUAUUUUAAAAGGACGGUUAUUUCAGUCUCUUCCUCUUGGUAUGGAAUAUGUGGGUUUUGACGUUAACGGACAACGUGUAAUGGGAAUUCGUAAUACUGAUUGCAUAGCAAACAUUGUUGAGAAAGAUGAAAAACUUUGUUGGAAUAUACCCGAUGUGUGGACAUUCGAAGAAGCAGUGACGGUUUCAGCGAUAUACAGCACGGUCUAUUUAGCUUUAUACAUUCAUGGGAAAAUAAAAAAGGGUGAUAAAAUACUUAUACAUUCUGGUACUGGAGGCGUUGGACAAGCAGCUAUUCAUGUCGCUUUUAAGGAAGGAUGCGAAGUAUUUACUACCGUCGGCACAAAUGACAAACGGAAUUUCAUUAAGAAAAUGUUUCCGAUCAUUCCGGAUGAUCAUAUUGGAAAUUCUCGAGAUACAAGUUUCGAACAAAUGAUUAUGCGUCAAACGAAAGGUUGCGGUGUCGACAUUGUGUUAAAUUCAUUGGCGGAAGAAAAAUUAAUCGCCUCCGUUCGGUGUUUAGCUCGAAACGGUCGAUUCAUAGAGAUUGGCAAAUUUGAUCUUGUUUCUAAUAAUCCCCUAAGUAUGUUUGCAUUUCAAAAGGGUAUCAGUUUUCACGGCAUUAGAAUGGAAAAUUUGAUGUUAAGAACUUAUGAUAGUAAGUGGAAGCGUAUAUUGAAAAAAAUGAUAGACGAUGGUCUACAAAAUAAAAUAAUCAAACCAAUUCAUGCAAAAAUUUUUCCAAAAUCUGAUAUUGAAGAAGCUUUUAGGUAUAUGGCGAGCGGAAAACAUAUGGGAAAAGUAAUAAUAAAUGUCCAUGAGAAGGAUGAACCUUUGGAUAAGCACAUUCUCGCCUAUCGUCGCUAUUAUUGUCUCAGAGAUAGGAGUUAUAUUAUACUAGGUGGUUUAGUCGGAUUUGGUUUAGAGUUAACCGACUGGCUUAUAUUUCGUGGCGCCAAGAACAUCAUUUUGGUUUCUCGAAAUGGAAUAAAAAACGCACCGGUAGACGCGAUAUUCAAUCUGGUAUUGAAGGACGGCGUCUUCAAGAACCAAACCGCAGAAACAUUUGCAGAGUCUUUCCAAUUGAAGGCUCGUGCAACGCAAAUGUUGGACAAACUUUCUAGGAAAAUCUGUCCUAACCUGCGACAUUUUGUGGUAUUCUCUUCUGUUUCCUGCGGCAGAGGAAAUGCUGGGCAGACUAAUUAUGGCAUGGCCAACUCCAUCAUGGAAAGAAUUUGCGAGAAGAGAGCGGGAGAAGGAUUACCAGGAUUGGCGAUUCAAUGGGGAGCUGUGGGUGAUGUGGGUCUUGUCGCCGACAUGCAGGAGGACGAUAAGGAACUAAUUAUCGGAGGCACUCUACAGCAAAAGAUAUCCUAUUGUCUCGAUGAGCUCGAUAAGUUUCUACUUCAAAGUCGGCCCAUUGUGAGCAGCAUAGUUGUAGCUGAAAAAAUGAGAUGUCAUGGAAAUCUGAUAGAAACAGUCGCUAAUAUUUUAAACAUAAGUGACAUAAAGCUUGUAAGUCCAAAUUCAUCUCUGGCUGAACUUGGAAUGGACUCCAUGAUGGCCGUAGAAAUCAAGCAAAUUCUGGAACGAGAAUUUGAUACAUUUGUCACAGCACAAGAGAUACGAAAUCUCACUUUCGCAAAACUCAUUAAGAUGUCCGUUGUAAUCAUCAAUGACAAUGAUGUGGAUAAUGAAAAGAAAUUGGGCAAAGAGAAGACAGACGUUAUAAAAUUUUUUGUUGGCAUUACAUUAAAAGAUGAAGAUUUUGUUUCUCCAAUUGAAUUUUUGACUAAUAAACAGAACACUAUGACUGAAAUACUUCUUAUUCCGGGUAUCGAUGGAUGUAGUACUAUAUUUAAAACCAUAAUACCAUAUAUUAAAUUUUCAACAUCAUUGUUGCAUUAUAACACAAACAACACGGGUUGUACAAACAUGAUAAUGGAGACUACUAAUCGUUUCACAAAUGUAUGCAAUAUACUUUCGAAGCUAACAGACGGAAAAGAUUUUAUAAUAGUAGGGUAUUCCUUCGGAUCUCUUAUUGCAAUUGAAGUAACAAGAAAAUUAGAAGCUAUGAAUUUUAAAGGCCGACUUAUUUUAAUGGAAUUGAAGAAAUGUGAGAGUUGGGAUGAAAGAUUUGAUAUUUUCGCUAAACAAUUCUCAAUUGUAUAUACAUAUCUCUCACUUUCAAAUUUAAAGACACUAUGUACAACAAUUUACAAACAUUUAUCCGCUCUCCGAGAAUAUGAUCCUUCUACUUUGCUGCCUAUUAAGUCUCCCAUAACAUUGGUAAAAUGUACAUCCUCGUUUAAUAUACCAAUGAUCGAAAGAGAGGAUUAUGGUUUGCAUAAGGUAACUCAAGGUGUAGUACAUUAUAUUAAAGGUGAUCAUGUGACAAUCUUCAAAAAUACAAAAGUAGCGGCUGCAAUUAACGGAGAAUUACCAUUUACAAUAUGAUGUUUUAAUUUUUAAGUCAUUUUAGUCAAUAUUUGAUAAACAGAUUGCAAUUAGCGC